Messenger RNA from Pararge aegeria (speckled wood butterfly), 802 nucleotides. It is a transcript of the gene Scp1, whose product is annotated as sarcoplasmic calcium-binding protein 1. Bases 126 to 713 code for a protein of 195 amino acids. The transcript is spliced from 4 exons. NCBI's taxonomy places the organism in Eukaryota, Metazoa, Arthropoda, Insecta, Lepidoptera, Nymphalidae. The record is from RefSeq and is a predicted model, not a curated record. Gene Ontology annotation, molecular function: calcium ion binding.
GCCUGCCAGUCGUUCGCCGACAGGCAUCGCGCCUCUCGACCGUUUAGUGGCUGGGCAAGUCAACUCGCGCAAGUACUUGACAGAAAACAAAGUAACGUAAAGUGUUCAAGACUCAAGUUAUAAACAUGGCGUAUUCCUGGGAUAACAGAGUCGCUUUUGUGGUGCGAUACCUUUACGAUAUCGACAACAACGGCUACCUGGAUGCCCACGAUUUCCACUGCCUCGCGCUACGAACUUGUGUGCUCGAAGGCAAAGGCGACUGCAGUGCCACCCGCCUCCAGAAGUACCAGCACAUCAUGUUAAGCCUGUGGGAGGAGAUCGCGCAAUUGGCAGACUUCGACAAGGUGCCAGACUAUGAUGGCGUGGUAACGGUUGAGGAAUUUAAAAAUGCAGUCCAAAAUAGCUGUAUAGGACGAAAGUAUGAAGAUUUUCCACAGGCUUUAAAAGCUUUCAUAGAGACAAACUUCAGGAUGAUCGACAUUAAUACAGAUGGGAUCAUCGGCAUCGAGGAGUUUAGAUACGACUGCGUACAGAGAAUGGUAGUUGAAGACAUCAAAGAAAUAGAUGAAGCAUUCAAUUCGUUGUUAAAUGACGAUGAUAGAAGAAAAGGUGGCAUCGCAAUCUCGAGGUAUCAGGAGCUCUUCGCGCAGUUCCUUAGCGACAAGAGCGAAGACUGCCCCGCCAAACUGCUCUUCGGACCUUUACAAUUAUAAGCCUCACCUCACUUCAUAGACUAAAAGGAAAAAGAUAGACCGACAAACCUGUUAAACAGAAAAUAUAUAUAUUAAAAUAAUACAUAACA